This is a messenger RNA of Leguminivora glycinivorella, 779 nucleotides long. RefSeq lists its product as uncharacterized. Gene Ontology annotation, biological process: muscle structure development; actin cytoskeleton organization. Gene Ontology annotation, cellular component: adherens junction; Z disc; stress fiber. Gene Ontology annotation, molecular function: actin binding; muscle alpha-actinin binding. The record is from RefSeq and is a predicted model, not a curated record. The transcript has 7 exons. Lineage: Eukaryota; Metazoa; Arthropoda; Insecta; Lepidoptera; Tortricidae. The coding region runs from base 94 to 759 and encodes 221 amino acids.
CUUGCCAGCAAAAAGUCCAUUCAUUCAGGAGCUAGUAAAGUGAAACGUUGCGAUUUUUACUAAUAACCGUUACUGAGUUUGUGAUUUUAUAAAAUGGAAGAGAUUAAAAACAUGAAACUGCCUAAAGCGUUACUUGAAGAGCUUCGCAAAGCGGAAGAGCGCUCGGCCAUUUCUUGGGAGUCCAGCAACGAAGGCGUCCACGAGAGGGUCAACUUCGAUGACACGAUCUGGGGUCUCAGUUUAGCUGGUGGCUCGUUUUACAACACCCCUCUUAGAGUUACACAGGUAAAAGAAGGUAGCCGAGCGGAGUACGCAGGCAUCAAAGUCGGCGACUACCUGACAAGUAUCAAUGACAUCAACUCCACAACGCUUACGAUACAGGAGGCCCAUGAUUUGAUCCUUGAGUCCGGUCUGCAGAUUAAGUUUGCUUUCUCUGCACCAGAUGUUGAAGAAACGGUUCACACGGUUUAUCAAGAUGUUUUUGAAGAGGAAGAAGAGGAAAAACGGCGCUUGAGUGAGGUGAAAACAUCGACCAAACAAGUUGUGUUUAAAGGCGCCAAAACGAACGAUGCGUGGAGUUUGGCGUGGCCGUGCAGCAAAAAACGUGAUAUAAUCUACCGAGAAUCGAACUGUUUUCUCGUCCCGAGCCGCUACCUGGCGAAAUUGGCGAAGCACUCGAACAGAAUUUUAAUGGAAAGCACCGGAAUGGGAAAGGAAAACAAACCGGAGAUAGCUCCGACCGUGGAAGUUGAUAACUGAAUAAACGAUUUUAAACAUAA